GCCACACACUCACACCGAUACGCACGGACUACGUCAAUAAGUAAAAACGGAAGAAAGGAUGCUGCUGAUGUCACCGCCGUUGCAGUAGCAACACCAAUCCAGACAGGAGACAGGCUCCAGGAGCCAGGAGCCAAACCAAUCGCACCAAGUCUUACAGCCAUACACAUGUUGCUGCCACAUAAGGAGCUGCUAGUACAAUGCUCAGCGCUGCCAAUGCAACUGCAACAGCAGCAGCAGCAGCCGCGAUUGCUGCAGUCGCAGCCGAGACUUAUGUCAUAACAGCAACAAAUAAACAGCAGCCACAACAACAACAACAACAACAGCAGCCACAAGUCUUUGUUGUUGCCCCAAACAAAAUGGUGAUACCAGCAACAGGAGCAACAAUCGCCGGUAUACCAACAGCAACAACAACAACAGGAGCCGCCGAACAGCAGCAACAACAGCCACAGCAACAGCAACAUGUGCUUUUUCAGCCACACCUACAAACAACAACAACAACAACAGCGACAGCAGUAACCAGCACACCUCAGCAACAACAACCACCUCAGCCGCGGCAACAUCCCAAGAAGCGAAAGUUUGAUCCAGCAGAGCUGGACAAAACCGAACAGCAGCAGCAGCAGCAGCAUCCCCAUCACCAGCAACAGCAACAGCAUCAGUUGAGUCUGCAGAAGCAGCAAAAACCCGCCGACACUAAUGGCAAUAGCAAUAGCAGCAGCAGCGAUGGGCUGACCAACGGCAAUGUUGCUGCCGUGCAGCAACAGCAGCUGCAUCGCAUGAUCGGUGCAGGCACCGGUAUUAGCAACAGCAACAGCAGCAGCGAUAUCAGCAAGCAACAACAGCAACAACGCAUUAUCAUUGCAUCCCCACUGCAACAUGGCAGCAGUGGCAGUACUUACAAGCAACAUGUUGCAGUCAGCAGCAAUAGCAACAUUAAUCAUCAACAGCAGCAACGUACGCACACGCCCACCACGGCCAUUCACUAUCAACAGCAACACCAAACUCAGCAACAGCAACAACAACAACGUUUUAGCUUUAACUCCCACAAUCAGCAACAUCCGCAACAGGAACAACAACAACAGCAAUCCUUGCUCGAUCUCAGCGAGUGGAAUAACACGCGUGUCCUGGCCAAAAUUCACAAUCACUAUGCCUCCGGCAUCAUACGUCAAGUGCAGGAGGCCGCAGCUGAUUCAAUACUCGUGGAAUUCGAUUCCCCCGAUUUGGGGUCACGCCUAUAUCCGGACGUGUUGCACCAGGGCUGUUACCAUGUGAUACUCGAUGCCAGCCCGCCCAUGGCGGAUAUUACCCUGGAUGCUCGAGUUUGUGUGCGGCAGCGGGUGGAGGGACGAGGUGCUGGAUCCGGCAGUUUCGUUUACGUGGAGGGCAUCAUAACCGACAUCAACCAUGCCACGAAGCAAUAUAGCGUGCAAUUGAUGGGCGAGGAAAUGAACACCACCAAGGUCGUUUGUCGCGCCGAUCUUCGCCUGCUGCAGCCGCCCUGGUGGGAUGAGCUUAACGAGCUUACACCCCCCAGUGGAGCCGCCACUCCAGCCUCCAACUACAAGCGCAAGGUUUCCGCUGGAGCUUCUGGCGAAGCAAUGGGCAUGCCAAGUGGCAAUAUAGUUUAUCCCAAAACGGCCAGUGGAACACCCUUGACCUUUGUGGCCACGCGCUAUGAUGGCAAGCUCCCCACAGCCCCGGCCACGCCCACAAGCCAACAACAGCAGCAACAGCACCUCGUGAAACAUGAAGAGUAUUAUCGGACGACGGCCACGUCGCCGUUCCAGACGCGACCGGCACACGCUGGCCAUUCUCAUGGAGCGGAUCAGCAGUCGGCGCAGUCGCAUCCCCAGCAGGCUAAUGGCCUGCCGGACAUCGUGAUCUCCCCGGGCAGUAACGGGCAGCACCUAAAGAUACAACACCAGCAGCAGCAGCAAUCGUCGCGGGGCUACGAUGACUAUGACUCGGACGAUGAGCUGAAGCGGGUCGGCAUCGGUUACUCGCCGGCUGCCGGCGACCUGGACACGGAGAAGAUGAGCGCCUGCAGCAAGCGGAGCAGCAUGCAGAGUCGCGGCAGUACGUCCAGUCUACUCGACCAGAGGCUCACACCAAGAUCUCAUCCAGCAACCCCAAGAUCUCAGGCCACCACGCCGCACCGCUUCAAGAAGGGAGACAUCGUGGAGUCGGAGUCCGGCGUAAGGAAGAAGUACAAUGGGAAACAGUGGCGCCGCCUGUGCAUGCUCUGCACCAAGGAAUCUCAAAGGCGAGGCUACUGUUCGCGACAUCUCAACCAGAAGGGCAACCAGAACGCCCUGCCCUCCUCCACCGGACCGGGUCGUCUGUUAAGUGACAGCCGAUCGAGCAGCAAGACCCAAAUCGACGAGGACACCUCUCGCGACUCGGAAACAUCGCCCAACUACAGGGUCAAAGGUCGCUACGAUCAAGAGGAGACCGAUGCUGCCGUCAUGCUGGUGUCGCUGAGCAGCUCCCGCUCCGCCACGCCAUCGUACACAUCUCCCGUGAACCACGCCGGAGCCUCUCCGUUGAAUGCCAUCGCCCACUCGCCGGUGAAUGUUGCCACCAGUCACAGGCAGAACUUCUUCACUCCCAUCGCCAAUCAAUCGCAGCAGCAGCAGCAACAGCAACAACAUGUGCCACAACAGCAGCAGCCGCAGCAACAACAACAACAACCUGUGGCCAUACCGCUGGAUGCCAAGUGGAAGGCUACGCCCAGUCCAGUGCUCUACAAUCCCAACAACAAUAACAACAAUGGCUGGGAGGCUAGCAGCAGCAGCAGCACCCAAAUGGGAAGUAGUGCAGCAUCCAAUGCUGCUGCCCAGCAACCACUGCCGCCACAGACGACGCCCGUAUCGUUGGUGAUGCACGCCCCACCGCCGCACCACCAGAUGCAGCAGCAACCCCAACAGCAGCAGCAGCACCAUCUUCAUCAUCACCACCAGCCACCGCCGCCACCUGCCGCUCAUCACAGCCAGUCGAGCCUGCCAGCCCCCUCGUCGGCUCCGCCAUUAGGAAGCGGCGGGAACAGCGGCAACAACACCACCAGCGUGAUUCGCAUCUCCAGCAGCCAGCCGCCGCAGCAUCCAGCAUCCCAUUCCCAUGUGGUGGUGUCCAGCAGUCAGACGUUUCAUCAGGUGAUUGUCGAUGGCAGCCAACUGGCAGUGCCGGCCAUGCCGCCCGCCACGGUUUCAUUUCAUCAGCCCAACACGCCGACAACCACCUCAGUGGCUACCCUGGGCCAGGAGAAGGUGAUGCCAAAAAACGGAUACAAUGCGCCAACCAGCCAUGCCUGGUAUAAGCUGCUCCCCCAGAUGCCACCCAUAACAAAGGUGCCACCAAUCGCAUCGGCUAUACCAACCUCAACCACGGCUGGUAGCUACAAUGUGGUGAUGUUGCAACAGCAGCAGCAGCAGGAGCAACAGCAACAGCAGUCGCCGCCACAGAUGCCGCUCAACCACAACAACAACCAUCUGAUUGUGCCCGGUCCACUCAGUUCACCCAACAAGCCGCUCAACUGCUCCAUGAACGAUGCAAAGGCAGCAGCUGCAGCCGCCGCAGCAGCAGCAGUGGUGGCCAACCAGCAGCAGCAGCAGCACCAGGAGGAGCCGGAUGACCAGCUAGAUGACGAUGUGUUUGAGACCACGGCCGCCGGAAACAGUAGUACCAAGAAGCAGACGGCGGCAAUGCGACUGCCGACAUACAACAGCAAUAUCCGGAAGAUCGAGGAGUGCCACGAUGCGAGUGACGGAGCAGCUGGGGCACCAGUAACCUCGGCAGCCAAAAGGCGGAGUCAAUCGCUGAGUGCCUUGCAACAGCAGCAGCAACAGGCUGCCGGUUCUGCCGGAGCAGCAGGUGCAGCAGCAGCGGCAGCCGCAGGACAGCCGGCGAACAAGAAGAUCCGACGGCCCAUGAACGCCUUUAUGAUCUUUUCGAAGAAGCAUCGCAAGAUGGUCCACAAGAAGCAUCCGAACCAGGACAACCGCACGGUUAGCAAGAUCCUGGGGGAGUGGUGGUACGCUUUGAAGCCUGAGCAGAAGGCCCAGUACCACGAGCUGGCCAGCUCGGUGAAGGAUGCCCACUUCAAGCUGCACCCGGAGUGGAAGUGGUGUUCAAAGGAUCGCAGGAAGUCCUCAACCUCUACGGCUGCGGCCGGUGGCAAGGGACAGGGAGCCGCGGGAGCAGGUGACGCCAAGCAGCGCCUCGUUUCGGUCGAUGGCUCCGACUCCCUGGAACAGGACAUGUGCCCGUCGACGCCGGGAGGCAGUGGAAGUGGUGGCGUUGCAACCGAAAUGCAGGGCGACAUCAUACCGUUGACCAUUGACAACUACAACAGCGCCUGCGAUGAGGCGCCCACCACGAUCUCGAUGAAGGGCAACGGAAACGAGAAGCUGCUUAAGAACGAAAUGCCCUCGGAUGAGGACGAGCAGAUGCUGGUUGUGGAGGACGAGCGCCCCCAGGCACAGACGCAGCAGGCCAGGAAACUGGAUCUGCACUGCCGCGAGCGGGUGAACGACUCGGACAUGGACGAUGCCCCCUUUGAUUAUCGCAAACAGCAGCCCGACACGGAUCAGCGCCAGCCGGAGGAGCACAGCACGUCCGGUGCCAAUGGCCAGGCCAUGGGUGCACCACUGACCGGCGGAAGCGAGCGGGAGAUCACCCUCAAACCGAAGGCCAUCAAGGCCCACUCGGUGCUGGAGAACACCAUGCUGUCGUAUCCCUCGAUGUCCAUCUACAAGAAGUACACUAGUCCCAAGAAUCCAAUCGGUGUAACACCAUUCCAACCAACAGGCGGCGCCUUCAAGUCGAUGCCCAUUAGCCCCAAGGGCGGCAGUGGCAAGCCGGAGGACUCGGCCGGUCUGCAGGCACAUAUCAAGCAGGAGGACAUUAAGCAGGAGCCACCGUCGCCCUACAAGCUGAACGGUGGCUCGGUGUCCGCUGGGCCAGGAGGUGGGGUUGGCGCCCAGCCACCGGGUGGCAGCAGCGUGGGUGCCAUCUUCAAUUUCAAUGUGCCAUCGGCGACGGCGUUGAGCCAGAAGCAGUUCCACUAUCCAAUGCAUCAUCCCCACCCGAGUCCGACCGAUCUAAGAGCUGCCCAUCAGGCGUGUGUUCCCUCGUCGCCGGCGGCCAUGGGAUUGGGCCAUCCGGCUAGCAUCGCUACGCCACCGGCCUCGGCACCCGCUCAGAUAAUGGGAGGCGGUCCAACGCCCGGCCAGAAGAUGUUCUUUGCCAUGGGCAAUCCAUUACAGUACCAGUUGCUACAGCGUUCCCAUCAACCGGGCACCCCGAGCCUCGAACAACUGCAGCUGGACGCCUUUGCACCCGGCAACUACAUUUUCAAGAACCACAAUGGAUUGACCCUGCCACCGCCGGUCAGUGCUCAGCCCACCAUGCUGUUGCAGGGAUAUGCGCCCAGCCAUAGUGCCGAACCACCGGCCAGUUCGCCAUCGUACAAGUCCAUGCCUUCCACACCGAAAUCGGCCACAUACCUCAUGAGUGCGCCACCGGAACGGGGCAUGGAGGGUGGCCUGGGUGGAGGUGCGGCGGCAGCGUCAGCCAGUGGUGGCGAUGAGAGUGACAUGGAUGCGGAUGGCCAGCAGUUUAUACUGGCUCCUACACCGGCUCAGUUGGGACGAGCUCCGCUUCAGCGGCGCAAGAAUCUAUCGCAAAGCAAGUCGGAGAACAAUGUAUCAUUUUCGGGCAAUCUGGGAGCCAGCAAUGGACAGCACAUCGGCCGUAAGAUGCACUCGCCCACGGUGAUGGAGACCUCGUCACCCAUUAUCGGGCAUGUGAACAACAGCAGCCUGAGCUCAGCCCUGCCUACACCCACCUCCUCAACCACAACGCCCAACAGCGAUGAGCAACUGCCUCUGACCCCGACGACCACCACCGUCAGCAACCAGCCGCCCAAGUCACCAAUGAAGGGCACGCCAGGAUCGACAGCUGCGGCCCUGAAGAAGAAGAACGAUGAAAUGAAUAAUAGUGUUCUCAAGCAGGUGGACUUUGAGAAGAAGUACAAGGCUCUGCCGCAAUUCCAGCCGGAGGACUGUCAGUCGCCCAGUGCCAUAGCAGUGCCAUCUUCGCCGCGAGUCUACGGCACCAAUUACCGGAAAAAGAAUACGGCACCGCCACCGGUGCAGAAGCUAAUGAGUGAGGACGAUUCCAUUGACGAACCAGCUUCAGCACCACCCACAACUACUCAGCGCUUCUUUGGCCCUGAUUUCACCAAAGAGUUGAAGGGAAUCCUUUCAGAAUUAGAGAGUUCCGAUCAGACGGGUCGCUCACCUCGGACCCCAAAGACACCAUUGCAGAGCGCUCGCUCCGAUGCCAGCGAAAAGGGACAUCGUAAGGUGCUGGAAACUCGUCGCAAUCUGGUCAUGAAGCUGUUUGCUGAGUACGGAAACUUCCCAUCUGCCCAGGCUACCAUCGCCUUUCAGAUCAGACACAUUGAUGUGUUUCCGCGCAAACAAGAUUUGCAGUUAAAGAUCCGCGAAGUUCGCCAGAAGCUACUUGGCCAGGCUUCCUGCACACCGCACUCGGCCGGUCCCAACACCCCGUCCGAAUCCAACCCGUCUCUGACAAGUCUAAGUAGCGGAGGCCUAAGUGCGCAGGCAACCAAUGCACCACCCACCGCAGCAGGUGCCCACCAACAACACUCGGAGCACCAAAAGUCGCAUGCUGCGGGAAAAUAAGACGGAUUGUGAUGCCAAGUACAAGUAGAACGGGGAACGACUCGCAGGACAGGACAACAAGGACAAGGAACUCAAUUGUUGGCUGCAAGUGACAAAAUUUACUUAUGGACAGUAAACGAAUCGACAGCAACAGCAACAAUUGGGAUGAAUUGCAGCAACGCACAGCUCACACUUAGCUAAAGAUCAUGCAUGAGAUGCAUGUCAACUAGUUUUUAUUAUUAAUUGCAACUUGUAACGCAAGAAAAUAGAAAAGAAAAGAUACAACAUUUUAUAAUUUCAAUAGGCAUAUACAAUAUAUGUGAAAGCAAAGCAACUUGAAAGUAGAUACGCGAAACUGAUUACGAAUGAAUUUAUUAAGCCGCUUAAUAAAUCAGGAGCAACCAACCACACAUUUAUAUGAGAGGAAAUUUUGAAGAAAAAUUGAAACUUUUGAAGCACACAUGAAGUACAUGCAUUAAUGCAUACAUACAUAUUAAUAUACAUUGUAUAAUCCCCGCGUAAACAACUAGGUUUUUAUUUACAGGCUAAAAUGCAACUAACAAGAAAAGGAAGAGCUAAGGAUAUAGAAGUUAAGCUUUAACUUAAAUUGCACAUUUUGAAGUGUAUUAAGCACAAGCAAAUGCAAAGAAUUGUAUAAAAAAAACAAAAAACACAACAAGAAACUUGAAAUGAACUGUAGUUGUAUUGUAUAUUUAGUCAUACAUUUUUUAAAGAGAACAAAUCCCCCAAGAAACCACCACACUAACACCCACACCCCCACCCAACUCCACCCCACCCACUCGCACACAUCUAAAUGCUUUUAAACUGUUUGCCUUUGUUCUCCCAGAUGAUGAGAAGACAAGCCCCUUUUUAAAUUGUAUGUACAUUUCUUUUAAUUGGCUUUUUACACUGUUGUCUAAUUGAAUUAUAAUUUUAUUUAUAUAUUUUUAAAAUUUUAUUAUAUAUUAGCCUGUUUUUAAAUUGUACACACACACCGAAAAAUAAACAUCAAACGAGAAAAUAAUUUAAUCAAAAUUUAUUACAGACAAGAUUCGAUUCGAUUUAAGAGAGAGAAUGAAAGAACUAACUGUCUUCCACUGUUGCUGCAAUAUAUUAUUUAAUAUAUUUUAUGAUUCGGUUGAAUUAAAUUUAGUUAUAAAUUGAAUUAUUAAGAAAUGAUUUUAUUAUUUGACUGCAAUUCGUUUGCUAAAUUUGUACUUUGUGAAUUGUUAACUAUUAAAUGUUGUCCCUAAUUUGUGUCUUCUAAAUUUAAGUUACUUUAUUGCCUUUUUUCCCCCAAACAUGCCAGUCACAGAUCCUAAGGGGCAGCAAGUUAAAAAAAUAUUCAUUCAAAUUCAAAACUUUUAAAAGCAAAAAACAAAAAUUAACAAAAAACCAAUAGUAAACAUUUUAAAACACGCAAUAAUUAACAUAUUUCAAAAUAAAUGGCGCCUCCAUUUAGGUUUAUGAUUAGUGGAUGGAAGGUUAAAAAAACAACUGAUUUGUAAAAUUAAAACUCACUCACAUAGCUGUUUUAAAUUCUUUAGUUUUGUGUUUAAUUGUAACUUAAUUAUAGUUUUUUUUAUGAUGUUUAGUUCUUAAUUACCUAUUAGUUACUUGUAUUAAUUAGUGAACAAACGAAAUUUUAUAUGAUAAAAAGUAAAAGAGCGUAACUGUAGCGUGUUAAUGUUAAAAAUAAAACAAAUAAAAACAAAAAUAAAACAAAGUUUAUAAGCAAA
This is a messenger RNA of Drosophila bipectinata, 8422 nucleotides long. The record is from RefSeq and is a predicted model, not a curated record. Lineage: Eukaryota; Metazoa; Arthropoda; Insecta; Diptera; Drosophilidae.